UGACCAUGCUGUCAGACAUUCACUGAAGACUGUAACCACCCUAACCCUGACCCUGACCAAAAUCAUGGCUGUUGCAGCAGUGCGAGCUGUUGCGACGACACUUCGAAGAAGUUCUGGCUUCCUUGGAGGCUCUAGAUCCGUGUCAACGAGUGGCGCCUUGCAGCAGAAGUUUAAUGUACCCCCAAGCGGGAACGACUUGCCGAGGCCUGGCGGUAUCGCCUCCAUGAUGCGUUUACCAGUUCAGAACGACACCCAAGGUCUGGACGCCUGCUUUGUUGGGAUUCCACUGGACAUUGGUACGUCCAACCGGUCAGGAACCAGAUUCGGACCAAGGCAGAUUCGUACAGAGUCGGUCAUGCUCAGACCAUACAAUAACUGGACAGGUGCUGCACCAUUUGACUCCCUCCAAGUUGCAGAUAUCGGAGACGUCUUUAUCAACAUGUAUGACUUGAAGGAUGCUGUGAAGAAGAUCCGAGAGGCCUACUCUAAGAUCGUGGCCAAUGGGUGCAAGCCUCUUACUCUGGGGGGUGACCACACUCUAACCUAUCCCAUCUUACAAGCAAUCAAGACGAAGUAUGGUCCUGUUGGCUUAGUUCAUGUUGAUGCCCACGCUGACACCAGCGACAAGCAGCUCGGAGAAAAGAUCUCCCACGGGACGCCCUUCCGCAGGGCGGUGGAGGAGGGCCUCCUAGACUGCCAACGAGUUUUACAGAUAGGGCUGAGAGGCACGGGGUAUUCCAGUGAUGAUUAUGGGUGGAGCAGGCAACAGGGUUUCCGAGUGGUCCAGGCAGAAGAGAUCUGGUACAAGUCUCUGGCACCACUGAUGGAGGAGGUACGUGCACAGAUGGGGGAUGGUCCGGUCUAUCUGAGCUUUGACAUCGAUGCCCUGGACCCGGCGUACGCGCCAGGGACGGGAACCCCGGAGAUAGGGGGACUGACGUCGCAUCAGGGCUUAGAAAUCAUCAGGGGAUGUCGUGGGCUCAACUUGGUGGGAGGGGACUUGGUUGAGGUCUCUCCAGCCUAUGACCCAUCCGGUAACACCGCCCUGACUGCAGCGAACCUGUUGUUUGAGAUGCUGUGUGUCUUGCCUGGGGUGCAGUACAGACGUGGCUGAAUGGAUGCUGUGUAGUUGUUUUUUUAAUGCUACAUGACUCAUGAGUCAAAUGUCACAUGUUAUGGACAUGACAAAAAACGGUCUUGUGUCAGUCUUGCAUUGGAAGCAAAUGUAACUGAAAAAGGGUAACAGGAAAAGGUUGUUAUAAUUUUUAUAAUAAAAGACCCAUUAAUGUUUUUGUUGUAAGCACUUCUGCUCCAAAACAUAUUGUUUGUGAAGUACUUAGUACUAAGACUGUUAAAACUGUGCUGGGGGUGGCCAAUAAUUGAUUGGUUGACAGUGAAAUCAUGAGAGAAAUUUCUCUCAUCUGCUAUCAAGGGUACUGAUGAGUUGGAAUAUAACAGUCACUUAUUCUGCUACAGUUUAUGUAAUGUGGGUAGUGCCUAAUAUGUUUAGUUUAGAAUGUAACUUCAGAUAUAGGAAAGGAGCCUGCCAUGGAACAAUUGAUAGCAAUCCCACUUAUGAGUAGCAAGGGUCAAGGAUAUAACAAGUAUGUAAUUAAUGUCAUAGAUUGACACAAGUACCCAUUAUACACAAGUAGUAUAAAACUCGUAUCACGCAAGAGAUAUU
Messenger RNA from Branchiostoma floridae (Florida lancelet), 1684 nucleotides. Its product is annotated as guanidinobutyrase-like. The record is from RefSeq and is a predicted model, not a curated record. The coding region runs from base 65 to 1114 and encodes 349 amino acids. The transcript has 6 exons. NCBI's taxonomy places the organism in Eukaryota, Metazoa, Chordata, Leptocardii, Amphioxiformes, Branchiostomatidae. Gene Ontology annotation, molecular function: agmatinase activity; metal ion binding.